Selaginella moellendorffii is the source of this 1767-nucleotide messenger RNA. Its product is annotated as UDP-glycosyltransferase 85A1. Gene Ontology annotation, molecular function: UDP-glycosyltransferase activity. The coding region runs from base 256 to 1647 and encodes 463 amino acids. The transcript has 4 exons. The record is from RefSeq and is a predicted model, not a curated record. Lineage: Eukaryota; Viridiplantae; Streptophyta; Lycopodiopsida; Selaginellales; Selaginellaceae.
UCCCAAAAGUUUCACAGUUUAUUGCCAAUAUCUGAACAGUUCAAGCCCGAGAGGUUCCUCCAUUGUCAUUGGGGGAGGGACAGACCAUGGUGGAGCUCAACCUUACUAGUCUACUCCAGCCUUUCGAUUGGAAAACAGUGAAGGGGAUAUGGAGGAGGCUCAAGGGCUGACCACCAAGAUGAAAGUGCCUAGAACUCGAAGUCCUCUUGAUAAACAUAAACUAGCAUAUACCUGAUUCUGCGACAGUUUUUCGUCAUGGAUUACCAACAAGCCCACAUCUUGGCAUUCCCUUUCCCAGCGCAGGGCCAUAUCAAUCCUAUGAUGUUGCUGUGCCGGAAGUUUGCCUCGAUGGGAAUCGUCAUCACCUUCCUCAACAUUCGCAGCCGCCACAACAAUCUGGAAGAGGGCGAUGAUCAGUUCAGGUUUGUGAGCAUCUCGGAUGAGUGCCUACCAACGGGAAGGUUGGGAAACAACGUGAUGAGGUAUCUUAUGGCUUUGGAAGAAGGAAUGAGGGGUGAAUUUGAGCAGAUAGUGGCGGAUCUCACGGCCGACUCUAGUCGCCCUCCAUUGACUUGCAUCCUCUCCGAUGCUUUCAUGAGCUGGACUCACGAUGUAGCCAGCAAGUUUGGAAUCUGCCGUGCAGCGCUCUGGACGAGCUCUGCAACUUGGGCUCUCUUGUCUCUACGCAUCCCAUUGCUCAGGGAUAACGGAGUCCUGCCAGUGAAUGGGAUUCGAAGUAGCAAGAUCCUAGACUUUGUACCCGGACUUCCACCAAUCCCAGCACGGUUUCUUCCGGAGACGCUGCAGCCCGAUGAGAAAGACCCGGACUUCCGGUUGAGGAUUCGAAGGAAUAGUGUCAUGCAGAAGGACGCGUGGGUGCUGCUCAACUCGGUCUACGAGAUGGAGCCAUUGCAGCUGGAGGAGCUUGCCAGCAGCGACAAUCUGCACUUCAUCGCCGUCGGGCCCUUGCAAUGCCUUACGCAACCGUCGAAGGAACAUGCUUCUCAGUGGCAGCAGGAUCGAAGCUGCCUGGAAUGGCUGGACAAGCAAGCUCCGGGCUCGGUCGUCUACAUCUCGUUUGGAAGCUUGGCCAUCCUAUCAUAUGAUCAGGUGGAGGAGAUACUGACCGGGCUGAACAAGAGCGGCCAUGCAUUCUUGUGGGUCAUCCGGCUUGACCUUUUCGAAGGCGAGGAGAUCCGAGCCAAGUUCCUGGAAAAGAUCAGUCUCAUAGAUCGAGGUAUUGUCAUCCCAUGGGCUCCUCAACUAGAGGUACUACAGCAUCGAUCCGUGGGAGCGUUUCUCACUCACUCUGGAUGGAAUUCCGUCAUGGAGGCACUUGCAGCUGGUGUUCCACUGCUGUGUAAGCCUUGCUUUGCCGAUCAGAUCCUAAACACCGCUCUUGUGGUGGAUCACAUCAAAGCUGGCCUUCGUGCCACCAAGCCAGACGAUGACAAAGAGGUGAGUUCAAGCCGCAUUCACGAGGUGGUGAGUUUUGCCAUGGGAGAUGACGGGGGUGAGCUCAGAGAAAGAGUUAAACGGUUGGGUCAGACUCUGGCAGAAGCGGCCGAGCAUGGAGGAUCCUCGUUGUUAAACUUGCAAGCUUUCUGCCAGGACAUGAAACGUAGACAGGCUGCCAGAGUAGAAUGAUAAAUCCUUAAAAUUAUCAAUCUCAUGUUGAGAUAGAAGUCUUGCCCAAACAAUUUCAUUAACAAAUCCUGGAAAAGUGGCAGAAGUCGCCAUUGGUGGUGACAUUGCAACGUUGGCAAA